AUGGGUGUAAAAAAAAGGUCAGUUCCGAGAAACGGCAACUUGUCAAAGAACUACAUGCUCCAGCAAGAAAAAAUUUCCCUCGAAGACACGUUACAGUUCGAGGUUACGACGACCUGUGGCAAGCUGACAUCGUCGAUAUGCGUGCAUACUCACGUUUCAACAGAGGCUACCACUACAUACUCACCGUCAUCGAUGUGUUGAGCAAGCAUGCGUGGGCCAUACCGCUCAAAACUAAGGGUGGGAGCGAGACGGCUGAAGCUAUCGCUAAGAUAAUUCGAGAGAGUAGGAGAUGUCCGAGAAACUUGCAAACCGAUAUGGGGAAGGAAUUUUACAAUGCUGACGUGCAAGGACUUGUGAAAAAACAUAACAUCAAUCUCUAUUCCACUUAUUCCGUAAUGAAAGCGUCGGUGGUCGAGCGAUUUAAUCGCACGUUAAAGAAUGAUAUGUGGAAGAUGUUCACGUUCAACGGAAGUUACAUGUGGAUGGAUUUAUUACCGCGACUCGUCACAGAGUACAACGCGCGCAAGCACCAUCGGCAUGCGGCCUGUCGAAGUUACCCCCGCGAUCGCCGACAGGCUCUUAAAAACAGUGUACAGCCACGUAAAAAUUGCAGGUCCUGCAAAGUUCAAGAUAGGUGAUCAGGUGCGCGUCAGAAAGUACAAAACGAUUUUCGAGAAGGGUUAUACACCAAAUUGGACCACCGAGGUAUUUAAGAUUGUUAAAGUACAACGCACCAAUCCUGUAACCUAUCUACUUGAGGAUUAUCGUGAAGAACCCAUCGCUGGAGCGUUCUACGAGUACGAACUGCAUCGUGCAACUUAUCCCGACGUGUAUCUCGUCGAAAAGAUAUUGCGUAGGAGGGGUGACAAGGUUUAUGUGAAAUGGCUAGGAUUCGAUGAGUCGCACAAUUCUUGGAUACACAAGGACAAUGUGGUUUAAUCAUAUAGUCUUUUUAAGAAAACAAUUUUUUAAUUCAAAAUAUAUAUAAAUGUGUGUAACAAACAGCUGUACAAAAUACAAGUAUGAAUAUAUACAAGAACUUUUUAUGUUAAAUUUUAGUUUUAUGAUUCCCAUUAAAGAUGCAACGUUCGAGACAUUUGUCAAAUAUUUUUUCUUCUAGACCCAACAAUGCUUGGACAUUUUAUGAACGGUAACUGCAUCGUACACUGAAAAAAAUUUCUGGUUGAAUAUGGACGAAUCAGAUAAUUC
Molecule: messenger RNA, 1209 nt
Organism: Vollenhovia emeryi
Lineage: Eukaryota; Metazoa; Arthropoda; Insecta; Hymenoptera; Formicidae
Exons: 1
Coding region: 439-939 (166 amino acids)
Source: RefSeq, a predicted model, not a curated record